AGACGCUGCGUUGGCCGGGAUCAUCGCGUCCCCCUUUCUUUCUCUUCUUCUGUCUGUUCCUCAGCGGUUUUCUGGGUGUGUGCGUUCAUGUGUGUGUGUGUCAGCUCCUCAGGUGUUUCUUUAGAUAACAGUCACACACACACACACACACACACACACACACACACACACACACACACACACACACACACACUGCAGCUGCUCACAUGGCCGCUCCGCUCAAAGUGUGUAUCGUCGGCUCCGGUAACUGGGGCUCGGCCAUCGCCCGGAUCAUCGGGGGGAACGCCACGGCGCUGCAGCAUUUCGCCUCCACGGUGAAGAUGUGGGUGUUCGAGGAGAACGUCGACGGCAGGAAGCUCACCGACAUCAUCAACACGGAGCAUGAAAACGUCAAAUACCUGCCGGGGUACAAGCUGCCUGAGAACGUGGUCGCCGUCCCGCGGCUGUGUGACGCGGCAGAGGGCGCCGACCUCCUCGUGUUCAUGGUUCCUCAUCAGUUCAUCAGGAAGCUGUGUGACGAGAUGUCGGGAUGCGUCUCCUCCAGAGCUCGAGGAAUCACUCUCAUCAAGGGUAUAGACGAGGGUCCUGAGGGUCUGAAGCUGAUCUCUGACAUCAUCAGGGAGAAGAUGGGGAUUGACGUCAGCGUCCUGAUGGGAGCAAACAUCGCCAACGAGGUGGCUGCUGAGAAGUUCUGUGAAACCACCAUCGGCAGCAGGGUGCUGGAGAACGGGCUGCUGUUCAAAGAGCUGCUGCAGACUCCGAACUUCAGGAUCACUGUGGUGGACGAUGCAGACACAGUGGAGCUGUGUGGAGCUCUGAAGAACAUCGUGGCAGUCGGAGCCGGUUUCUGCGACGGGCUGAAGUGCGGGGACAACACCAAGGCGGCGGUGAUCCGCCUGGGACUGAUGGAGAUGAUCGCCUUCGCCAAACUCUUCUCCAAGAACGGCUCCGUCUCCACGGCGACCUUCCUGGAGAGCUGCGGCGUGGCCGACCUCAUCACCACGUGUUACGGCGGCAGAAACCGACGAGUGGCCGAGGCCUUUUCGAAAACGGGGAAGAGCAUCGAGCAGCUGGAGAACGAGAUGCUGAACGGUCAGAAGCUGCAGGGUCCGGCCACCUCAGCCGAGGUUUACCACAUCCUCAAACAGAAGGGCCUGGUGGAAAAGUUCCCUCUCUUCACAGCCGUCUAUCAGAUCUGUUUCGAGGGGAGGCCGGUCCAAGAGAUGAUCUCCUGCCUGCAGAGCCACCCGGAGCACAUGUGACACCUCGGACCCACAGAGAGGGGGGGGGGGGGGGGUGCUGAUUCAUGCACCAGUGUAACUUGAAGUUUUAAAUUCCACACAUUGGAGAGGUCUGUUUUUAAGACGUUGGGUCAGCUGGGUCUCUGAUAUUAACUAAAGGUGUGCCGUCUUCACACCUGACUGAGAUCAUGAUCUGACCUUCAAAAUGUUGAGUCCUUCUAUCUCUGAAAAGUUGAUCUUUUAACUUUAUUUUUUGGAAAUUUUCCCUCUUUAUCUUCACUGUCAGCAGCCUGUCUUACAAGUCAUGUAAGAAGGUUUUGUCCGUCACAGCACGGUCUUAUCCUGCAGUUACAGAUUCAUCAGUUUGUUUAUAUAUCAACAGACAGAAGAGCAACUGAAACUCACAGCCAUAACCAGCCUGACUGUGUCAAACUGAUGGACUUUAACAGCAGUGUGCAGACGCGAUAUUCUCUGCAGAUAAAGACAUUUACUUUUGAGUUUCACUAUUUCAUAACCUAACCAGAGUUGUUGUGAUACCACAAUGAUAAUCCUCUUUUUGCUUCUAGUAAACAUGGCACAUGGGAUAGCAAUCCUUUUUUUUUAUAUACUAAAAUUUAAUUCAUAGGUAACCAAUUUUGGGUAUAUUCAUGUUUUUAAUGAUCAAAAACUGCAGGCGACCUUCUGCCAACUGUCUAAAUGGCACUAAGACAUUGCCAAUGUAUUAGUGCAAUACAGACAGUGUUUACAUUUGUUCCCAAAAUAUAGGGUUUAGACUGGUUUUACAUUAAUCCUUGUCAAAUGGCACUGAUAAUCCAGUUGAGAUGAGCAGUAAAUCUUAAUGAACCUCAGCUGCUUUCUCUCUUUUUCACUCGUGGCAGCUCUUGUUUUAAAAAUCUUAAUUAUAAUCUGAAGUUUUCUUAAAGGUCACAUAUUAUGCUAAAUGUUUUCUCUAACUCUAAUAUGUGUCUCUAUUCUUUCUACAAACUUCCCAAUGAUGAGAAAAGUCCAUCCUCUCCGUCUUUUCCCUGCUCCACUUUUCAGAAAAUGUGUGCUCAAACAGGCCGUUUGGCGAUGUUCCCUUCAUGACAUCACAAAGGGCAGUAGCCCCUCCCCCAGGUGGGUGACACUCCCACAGCUAGGUGUUUGUUCUGCCCUCUGAGUCUGCCUUCUCACCGUAAACAAUAGGACAUGGAGCGAGAAAGCACCGAGUACACCCAAGCACCUUCCAGAGAGGGGCGUGGUCAGACACAGCUCAUUUACAUAUUUAAAGGUACAGACACAGAAACAGCCUGCUCUGAGCAGGGCUGAAAUAGAGGGGUUUAUAGACAUGAUCAAAUACAGGAUCAGAGUGGAUUUAGAACAAGAAACUAUACACACAUGUUUUGAGGAGCUCUGAGACUUAUUUAAAUAACUUAUAUAAAUAAGUUUAAUAUGUGACCUUUAAAGAUUUGUUACUUUUUGAUACUAUCAAUCACUAAAAACUGAAAUCUAUCAAGUAUCAUAAUUUUUCAACUUAGCAGGUUUGUAUUCAUGUUUUCACUGACUCUCAGGUAAACAUGCAGUCAUUAUUAAUAACUGUGUUUAUAAAGAUGCUAACACUAUAUCCUUCAGUGCACAUGUAGUUAAUAAAAAUGGCCUUUUUAACAGAUUUAGGGUGUCUUGAGUGGACCUGCGUUAUCAAACCUGCCGUCUGUAAUCAAUGCCUUUCAGAACAUCAGCGUACGCGUCGAACAUAUCGGGUUUGUAGCUGAGAGAUUUCUCUUCAAACUGCCGAGAAGAACUGUGAUUCUGUCCUUCAGUGUUCAAACAGGGACGCUCACAGCUCUUCAAAUGUCACUGUUUGUUUAAAGUCCUGCUUUGAAGAGACACGAUCUGCUGUGUGGUGAAAAGUUCCUGUUAAAAGGUUUUACAAAGAACGUGUGUGUGUGUGUGUGUGUGUGUGUGUGUGUGUGUGUGUGUGUGUGUGUGUGUGUGUGUGUGUGUGUGUGUGUGUGUGUGUGUGUGUGUGUGUGUGUGUGUGUGUGUGUGUGUGUGUGUGUGUGUGUGUGUGUGUGUGUGUGUGUGUGUGUGUGUGUGUGUGUGUGUGUGUGUGUGUGUGUGUGUGUGUGUGUGUGUGUGUGUGUGUGUGUGUGUGUGUGUGUGUGUGUGUGUGUGUGUGUGUGUGUGUGUGUGUUUUCUGAUUUAUGUUAAAGGAUCUCGUCUUGAAUGCAGUUUAAGAUUCUUAUAGAUAGGAUCUGGUAGAAGCAGUUCAGUCAUCAGGUGAAGAAGUUGAACUGGUUUUACCUUUUGCUUUAUCGUAUCGGGACGUCGUCUGCCAACUCUCAUUCCUCUGUUUCCUCCCUCCUCAUCUCCUCGUCUCCUCCAUCCUCCUGACUCUGAUCCAUAAAGCGAUACCAGCCACCAGCUAGCAGGUUGUCUCAUUUCCUAAAGAGCUAUUUUACCAGUUAUGAGAGGAGGUUUUGUAAGGAGCUGUAGACGAGGAUUCUCAGGUGUUUUAGACGUUUUUCCUGCACCUGUCUAGACAGAAAACCUGAUGUGUUCAUCAGAGAUCCUCGCUCCAAUCUGAGAGGUCACUACCCCCCUGAAAAAAGGGGAUUUUUGAGGAUGUGUGAUCCCAUUAUCUAAACCCACCUGCAGUAAACAAACGUUUCUUUCUUAAACUUUUUACAUGCACACCACACAGAACUAGGACUGAUGUCAUCAGAGAGCAUCUUUAGUGUUCACCUGUUAAACCUUGAGUGCUUAUUAUAGUAUCUUAACAAACUGGUGUUUAUUAUAUUCUAAGAGACUUCAUAAAACUUAUGAUGUG
Labrus mixtus (cuckoo wrasse) is the source of this 4050-nucleotide messenger RNA. It is a transcript of the gene gpd1l, whose product is annotated as glycerol-3-phosphate dehydrogenase 1 like. Gene Ontology annotation, cellular component: cytosol; glycerol-3-phosphate dehydrogenase (FAD) complex. Gene Ontology annotation, molecular function: NAD binding; glycerol-3-phosphate dehydrogenase [NAD(P)+] activity; protein homodimerization activity. Gene Ontology annotation, biological process: carbohydrate metabolic process; glycerol-3-phosphate catabolic process. The record is from RefSeq and is a predicted model, not a curated record. The coding region runs from base 207 to 1262 and encodes 351 amino acids. The transcript is spliced from 8 exons. NCBI's taxonomy places the organism in Eukaryota, Metazoa, Chordata, Actinopteri, Labriformes, Labridae.